Molecule: messenger RNA, 1287 nt
Organism: Magnolia sinica
Lineage: Eukaryota; Viridiplantae; Streptophyta; Magnoliopsida; Magnoliales; Magnoliaceae
Product: peroxisome biogenesis protein 19-1-like
Exons: 5
Coding region: 114-902 (262 amino acids)
Biological process (GO): protein import into peroxisome membrane
Cellular component (GO): peroxisome; peroxisomal membrane
Source: RefSeq, a predicted model, not a curated record
UUUUAAGUCCUCCUUGCUGUUUGCUUCGUCCUACGUUUCUGUAUCUUUUCUCUCAUUUCAAAACAUUCCCCACUCUCUCUCUAUUUACAACCCUACCCUUCUCUCUCUCAUCGAUGGCCGACCCUUCCGACGAUUUAGACGAACUCCUCGACAGCGCUUUGGAUGAUUUCGGAAAGCUCGACCUCGAUUCAGCUCACAGGGGUAAAGAUGUCAUUGGCGAUGCCAACACAGAGAAAUCAUCAUCUUCAUCGUCGUCUUCUUCCACUUGUUCUUCUUCUUUUUCGCCUUCCGCUCCUGCGGCCGUACAGGGCCUGGGCCUCGGAUUGCCGGAACUGCGGAGCAGAGGCAAGAAGGGGAAGCAGAAGGUUCAGAAGGAUUCGCACGUCGCAGAGGCGCUCGAGAAGCUGACUCAGCAGACCCGAGAAGCUGUCUGCGGAUUGGAGUCAACGACCGCGGCUGCAGUAGCUGGGGAUGAUUUGGGGAAGGAAGGGAUGGAGGAUUUUGUCAAGCAGUUCGAGGAGCUUGCUGGCUCUCAGGACAUGGAAUCUAUUGUGGAGACCAUGAUGCAACAACUAUUGUCAAAGGAGAUUCUUCAUGAACCCAUGAGAGAAAUUGGAGAAAGAUAUCCAAAGUGGUUGGAGGAGCACAAGGCAGGAUUGAGCAGCGAAGAAUAUGAUCGCUAUUGCCACCAAUAUGAGCUCAUAAAGAAACUAAACGAAGUUUAUGAAAAUGAUCCUACUAACUUCCCCAAGAUUGUUGAACUCAUGCAGAAAAUGCAGGAAUGUGGCCAACCUCCAAAUGAUAUUGUUCAAGAGCUUGCUCCUGAUCUUGAUCUAACUAAUCUGGGUGGCCAACUAUCCCCAGAGCUGCUGGAGUCAACAUCCAAUUGUUGUAUAAUGUGAGAUGAUGCUAUCAUCCAAGUCUAUUUCCUUUGUCCGUUUCAUUUCCCAUUGGAUGUGGAAAAUAAGGUGAACUACAAGAGCCCAAGUGUCUUGUUGGGGGUUGGGUCACCGAAUGCCAGCUGGGGUAACAAAUAUGGGUCUUAUGCAUUUUCAACCCUUUUUCCUGUGAAUUUUUCCCCCUAAUAACAAGCUCGAUGAAAUUUGAGAUUCUCCAUUGAUACCACACUACUGGAAAAGAAAAGAAAAAGAUCUUCACCAGCAAAUCAUGGCCCACUAUUCUUCAUUAGCAAAACCUAUUUGUAAAAGGCCGGUUUGGGGUUUGGACAUUUGCACUUUUCCCACAUGUAUCUUGGUUGUCACCCAUCAAAAUUCAUGAAUUGGAUGA